Messenger RNA from Danaus chrysippus (African queen), 5532 nucleotides. Lineage: Eukaryota; Metazoa; Arthropoda; Insecta; Lepidoptera; Nymphalidae. The record is from the annotation of a GenBank genome assembly.
AUGUUUUCAAAGAAUAUGGAAGAAAGAAUCCCUCUUAUAAGAAUUCAGGCUGAAGAGGGCACGACAAGGGCCUCUGAGGGUGAAGAGAAUGAUGUCAGCGAGGUCAACCCUGGGUCGUCCAGGGGUCUGUCAGCGGCGACCUCCAGGGAAGAUGAUGAUGACUCCAGCAACAACGCGAGCAACGAGAGCAAGAGCCCUGGACAGAGGCGACCGAUCAUUGCAUCGAGCUCGUCAAGCUCUCACAAGUCCAUGCAGGACACUGAGAGACCGGGAUCUGACUCUGAGAAACGAGGCCAUAAGUGGAGACACAUCCAAGCUGUCAUGGCUUACUACCAGGCUCUCAGGAAAAUAAAGAGAACUAAAUCGAAUCAAAGAUGGAUGAAGUUGAGGACGACGGUCCAACUGAGUUCUGCGAUACAAAAGAAGCCGCCACUCAAGAGAGAGGAUUCCUUUCUAAAGAGAUUUUCGACUCGACAAAUACCAGAGACCCAGGAAACCGUUGAAGACACCGGAUCGGAAGGUGCGACUGGCGAAAACAGAGUAUCUAACAGACAGAGGCGCCGCAAAGUACGUGUGCCUCGCACGGUCGUGAAUCCCGAUGAAAAUUUCUACUUCUACUGGCUCUGGGUUAUCACUAUCUGUGUCCUUUACAACCUAUGGACACUGAUAGUACGACAAAGUUUUCCGGAAUUACAGAUUCUCUGCCACUACUUCUGGGUGACCUGCGACGCUCUCGGUGAUAUAGCCUUCGCUCUGGAUCUGGUUGUUCAACUGAGGACAGGAUAUUUGGAACAAGGACUAAUGGUUUACGAUUCUAAAAAGCUUGCGAAACAUUAUCUGACGUCACGUUCAUUCCUUCUGGACAUCGGAGCUCUGACACCCCUGGAUCUGAUACAACUGAAGAUUGGCACCAACCCUAUAGUGAGGUUUCCGCGGUUCUUGAAGGUGUACCGAGCGGUAAGCUGUUACUACAUGGUGGAGUCACGAACGGUCUAUCCAAACUUCUGGCGAGUCAUUAACUUAAUCCACAUACUACUCAUACUGGCGCAUUGGUUCGGAUGCUUCUACUUCUUGCUCUCUGAGGCUGAAGGCUUCCAAGGUGACUGGGCUUACCCACAUCGACCUGGCGACUACGCGACUCUCACAAGAAAAUAUCUUGGCUCAUUAUAUUGGUCGACACUAACUCUUACAACCAUCGGAGAUUUACCGACACCGGAGACAAACGCUGAGUAUGUGUUUACAAUCGUGAGCUACCUGAUCGGUGUAUUCAUCUUCGCUACAAUUGUUGGACAAGUUGGCAAUGUCAUUACGAACAGGAACGCCAAUCGGCUUGAAUUCGAACGACUACUAGAUGGCGCUAAAACUUACAUGAGACACCACAAGGUCCCUGGUGGUAUGAAGCGACGAGUUCUUCGCUGGUACGACUAUUCCUGGUCACGAGGAAGGAUACAAGGAGGUGGUGACAUCAAUACCGCUUUGGGACUUUUACCUGACAAACUGAAAACUGAACUAGCCUUGCAUGUCAAUCUCAGUGUACUCAAAAAGGUAACGAUAUUCCAGGAAUGCCAGCCCGAGUUCUUGCAUGACUUGGUGUUGAAGAUGAAGGCAUAUAUUUUUACACCAGGAGACUCCAUAUGUCGUAAAGGGGAAGUAGCCAGGGAGAUGUUUAUAAUAGCGGAUGGCAUAUUGGAGGUAAUAUCUGAGACCGGGCGUGUAUUAACUACUAUGAAAGCUGGGGAUUUCUUCGGGGAAAUCGGAAUCUUGAACCUCGAUGGAUUAAAUAAGCGCACAGCAGAUGUUAGGUCUGUGGGAUAUUCUGAAUUAUUUUCGUUGUCGCGUGAAGACGUAUUGGCGGCUAUGAAAGAUUAUCCCGAAGCACAAGAAAUAUUGCAGACGCUGGGACGAAAAAGAUUACAAGAAGCGAGGAAUAUGUCCAGAAAGGUCAAAGCCGAGGGCAGUCCGGAUAAGGCUGGUGGAGAUGAUAGCGCUCCGAAGAGAAUUGUACACAAGCUACGUACCGACGUUAAAGGCAUCCGUAACGCUAUUCGCAGUCGUUCCCGAGUGGGUCGACGAUCAGGCGAGUCACUGGAAUUGAGAGCCCUUGAACCACGACUUAGACGAAUGACGCGAGUCCACAGUGAUGAUUCGCAACAACAAGAGCAAGGAUCACAUGAGAACGGUGAAACCACAUCUGAAAGCAAAGAUGGGGAAAAGGCUAUAUCUCCGAUCGGAGCUGGGCUACCGCUACUAUCUCGACUCAAGCUUCUAAAAGAAAAACAGGAUCGUGAAGAGAAAGUGGCAAAUCAAAGGCUCUCCACGUCAUCAGUAAUAUCACCUCCGCCGACGCAGCCGAUGCCAUCAACGAGUUCUGCUCCAGACGAACCUGAAGUUAUCGGAGCUGGUCUGCCUCUGAUACAAAGACUUUUACUGCUGAAAGCUAAAGAGGACAGAGAAAAGAAUCUAUUAACAACACUCAGCAAUCAGCCUUCUAGCUCAGAGACGAUAAGUCCGUGUUCACUUAAAAGUCCUCUGAGCCCAACCGUCAAAAAUAUAAGCCCGAUCAGAAAAGGAUCCGAUUCCAACUCUCCUGGAAAAUUACACAGCCCUACUUCGAAGACUUCCAGGAAAAAUUCGUCAGGAUCCAGUGAUGGAACUUCGAAACCUAAGGUCAGUUUUAAAGACAGAAUAUUGCACGUACAAGGUCAUGUACCGUCAGUUUCUCAACCCCCUAAUAAAGUCGCUUUAGAAAGCACGACCAUUGUUGUCGAAGCGACCCAGAAAUCUGACAGUAAUUUAAUAUCCAUACCUCAAUCGGUUGUGAGCAAAAUAAAAUCACCAGCCAAAUCUGUUGGAUCUAGCUUCCGUGAUAAAUUUAAAUUAUUACAAGGCGGUGGAUCCGACAAAGAAUCUGACAGCUCUUCGAACGAAAAAAUUAAACUUCAAAAUAUAACACCUGAAGCUUCACAAUCAAAAGAGAGUCAGGAAGAUUCGAAAAAUAAAAAACCUUGGAACAAACUGAAAAGAGCUGCAAUCUCAAGUGAAACUAAAAGCAAAUCUGUAUUAGAUGACAAAACUGAAAGUGAAACUGAAAUAAUUGAAUCAGCUGCGGGAAAUCUGGCAGAAGGGAGUGUCAACGUUUGUAUUCCUAUUAUAAAUACAACUGAGCUCGUGAGCGUCGAUAAAGCUAAUGCUGAAAGUAGCUUCGAUGGUGCAGCAAUUGAUAAGGCUAUAGCCGUACCAGAAACUUCGAAAGGCGUACUAGGGAAGCCUGUGGAUCUACUAACAUUGUCUCCUAAGAGCCUUAGCAAAACCACGGAUUCAAUAACCAGCUCUGAGUGCUCACAACUAACUAAAGAUAAAAGAUACAGAUCAAUAGAUGAUUUAUCACCGGAAUACGGAGGACUACCUUUCGUUAAAAAGCUGAAAAUUUUAAACGAGAGGCAAAAGUUGGUAGAAUUGGAGAAUGUCAUCAAGUUCAGGAGCUCAAGCUUAGACAACACGAGUUCCUCAGAAGAUUUACUCGGUGACACCCUGACGAGAAGUCACUCUGAAAGCAGCACUAUGGAUAAACGUAAAUAUAAAAGGAAAUCUCUCGACUCAGUCGGGAGCCAUGAAUCCAAUGAAACUCUGGAGAGACGAACACUUAAAUCGAUACUAAAAAAACUAUCAGAAGACGUCACGCCAGCUGAGAGUCCCGAAAGGAAUAACGAACUUAAAAGAUUGAUAAGAGCUCCCACGAUAGAAGGUUACGCUGCCAGACACUCCAAAUUCGCUAAGAGUGUCACCUUCAACAGACACACAUUACCAUCCCCGCCUUCUAGUGCUUCAGAGAUGCCCGAUGAUGUUUUCGAAUUACCAACACCCAUCGAAACUGCGCCAUUACAAGAACAAGUAACCCCGGCAGCUGAACAGACAUUUACGGAAACAGAUAUAGAACCAGAAGUGAGGAAUGAUUACGGUUUACAACAAAACAUCGAUACAACAUAUGAUUAUAAAUCACUUCGACCUGGAGACAUAAGAGUACCGGCGCCGAAGAAAAAACUAACGAUAAUAUCAGCGGUGGCCAACCAAAGGAGUCUAUGGAAAGGUUCUUUAGAAGAACAGGAAUAUUACGGAGAACUUCUGCUGGGAAUAAAACAAGUCAUGCAGAGUCACUUGCAAGAAAUCCAAGGAAAAUUUCGUGAAAGCUUCUGUAGCCUCGAAAACGAAGUGAGGAAGCGAGAUGAAAUCAUAAGUCAACUUCAGAAACGCAUACAGGAAUUAGAAAAACACGGCUUGUCAGGGAAAUUGGCGAGUUCUGAAAUAGAUAUUGAAGAAGACUUACAAAUGAUGACCCAGUCGAAGGAUCCUAGCUCUGAAAGUGAUGAUGGUAUAGACGAAGGAUUUAUGCGUGGCGACUCCCUCGACACGGUUUUCACGACAUCACCGCCAGAGGUCACUUCAGAAGUCCAAGCAGUUAAAAAGGUACAAGAAGCAGAAGCGUACCAAGAACAUGAAAUCAUUGAUGAAAAUGUACCGGACAUGUUAGAAGGGAUAGAACUAACGAAGCUGUCUUAUUCUAAUAUACAGAGCUUGGGUGAAUAUUUGUCGAACAAGUCGGCAAAGUCCAGUCAGCGGGAAUUCGCCGUGAGCAAGUCUAAGAGAAUGGAUCUCAAUUUAGACGGAAAAGCCGGUACUUAUUCGAGGAAAAGAGCGAAGAAAUUGAAGCAGAGGAAGUCUUGGGAGGAUCAGAACUAUCAGGAAUCUAUGGAGCUACAGGAUUUGAGGCCAAUAUCUCCACAAGCGACCUCCGAAGAUCGAUCUCUCCUGAGUCCAGAACAAUCCAGCCUGAAACGGACGCCGUUCCACUUUUUCGGAUCUCACUUGGACAGCACUAAAUCCAAGAUAAAGAAGACAUUAUCCGUGGAUACCGGGAUGCAUCACACCGGGGAGAAAAAACGCUCGCGACAGCAGCGCAAGUUCAGCCUGGGAUCUUUGUUUGGAAACCGCGGCAGACGACAAGAUGUCGAGCUGAAUGUAGCCAGUGACACUAGCUGGACUGAAAGUGCAUCAACAUCUAGCAGUGACUCGGAAUCAAUACCACGUACUCCUGGAUUCGAAGAGUUUGAAGAAGCUAAUGCCAGAAGAGGCAGGAGUUCAUCUAGCGCAAGCAGUGUGCCAAUGAAAAGCAAAGACAGCGGAUCCGACUGGGAGGUGAUGAUGCUCGUAGAAGAAUUAGUGAAGAGGGAACGAGAGAAAGAUGAUAACAGGAGACAGGCUUACGCUCUGAGAGACUUGGAAGAGGAAUCCGACACGGCACAACGCGAUAGCCUCGAUGAUUCCAACACUGAAGAUUCAGCCUCGCGCAGCCCAACCACAGCUGACAGUGACCCCGCCCUACAUGUACAACCUGAACCGGCAACUUCAAGUCAGUCGAGGGGCCUCAUUCUACGUGCAUCGAGCUUGGACCGCGACUCCAAAGCUACAUCAUCACAGCCAAGGAAAUACGGCUCAUUGAAGAGUUGCAGCUCUGACUACAAUAAACGGCUAUAA